CACUCAGGUUCAUGUCUCAGAUCAGUUACUUGGAUCUCACUAAAACAAUGUUUUGAGCAGCCGGUAUUCUAAUACUCUUUGGUCAUGGCAGUGGACACUGUAAAACUAUACACUAAGGGGUCCCGUGUCUGGUUGGGUGAUAAGGAGGAGGUAUGGAAGGGAGGGGUGGUCGUUUCUUAUGCUCCUGGUGAGAACAUCGUGGUGUCCGACCCUGAAACUGGCAAGGAGCUACACAUCGUGUUGAAGGAGGGUAAGAGCAUGAUGCCGCCCCUCAGGAACCCAGAUAUCCUGACAAUGGAGAACAACCUGACUACAAUGUCUUACCUCCACGAGCCUGCCGUCCUGCAUUCUCUUUAUCAGAGAUUUACUAUCAGCAAUAAUAUCUACACUUAUUGUGGAAUUGUGCUGGUAGCAGUUAACCCUUACUGCGAUGUGCAACUUUACGGUAACGAGAUGAUAUGGGCCUACAAGGGCCAACAGAUCGGGCAGCUAGAUCCUCAUAUCUACGCUAUCAGUGAGGACGCAUACAGUGAGAUGAAAACGAUGGGACGGAACCAGAGUAUUAUAGUGUCCGGAGAGAGUGGAGCAGGUAAAACUGUGAGUGCUAAGUACGCAAUGAGAUACUUUGCUACAGUGGCUGGUAACGAGAAGGAGACUGCUAUUGAAAGGAGGAUAUUAUCUACUAAUCCUAUUAUGGAGGCGUUAGGCAAUGCUAAGACCAUUAGGAACGAUAAUUCCUCGAGAUUUGGAAAGUACGUGGAACUUGAGUUUGACAAGCAGACCAAUAUAUCUGGAGCUCACAUCUGUACUUAUCUUUUGGAGAAAAGCAGGGUUGUUUUUCAGGCAAAUAACGAGCGAAACUACCACAUAUUCUACCAGCUGUGUGCUGUACGAGAUAUCCCUGAAAUGAAACACCUACAUCUCAAACAUCCCGAUGAGUUCAGAUUCACAAGUCAGGGUAAAGCCCCUGUGAUAGAUAAUAUGGACGACAGUGAAACAUUCUACGAGAUGAGUGAGGGACUGUUUAACCUCGGAAUAACAGAGGAACAGCAGCUUUUCUUAUUUAGUGUCCUCGCUGCUGUACUGCACAUGGGCGAUAUUCAAUUCAAUGAAGAGAGAAAUGACAGUUGCUCAAUAAGCAAUGAUGAUAAAAGUUUGUUAAUAGCAGCAAAACUGAUGGGUUUAGAGGUGGCGCAACUUCAGAAAUGGCUCUGCCACAAGACGUUGAAAGCAAGAAAUGAGACCUUAGUCAUGACUUUGAAGAAAAAAGAUGCUUUCGCUGGCAUGGAAGCAUUUGUGAAACACAUCUAUGCUUCUCUCUUCCUUUGGAUUGUUAAACUUCUUAACGCUGCUCUCUCUAACGGAAAGAAAGAUGCUGUCAAUUUUAUCGGAAUCCUGGAUAUUUACGGAUUUGAAAUGUUUGAGGAGAACUCCUUCGAGCAGUUUUGCAUCAACUACGCGAACGAAAAACUGCAACAACAGUUCAACCAGCAUGUUUUCAAACUGGAGCAAGCAGAAUAUAUAAAGGAGCAAAUCAAAUGGAGCUUUAUUGAUUUUACUGAUAAUCAGCCCUGUAUUGAUCUAAUUGAAAAGAAGUUAGGAAUCAUUGAUCUGUUGGAUGAGCAGUGUAGAAUGAACCGUGGUACAGAUGAGAACUGGGUACAGAUUUUAUACAAAGAAUUGACAGAUAGCGAACAUUUUCAGAAACCUAAAACAGGUACUGAUCAGUUUGUGAUAGUGCACUACGCUGACAAAGUAUCGUAUCUUUGUCACGGUUUUAUUGCUAAAAACCUGGACUCUGUUAAUGAGUCCCAUAUUAACCUCUUGAAGAACAGCUCAUUUCAAUUCUUUACGGACGUUUUAAAUGCCAAAAUAGAUUUGGAUAAGAGAAACGCAAAGAAGUUGGAACUAGCGAACGAGGCACUGGGAGGUUCGGACCUCGGCAGCAUUACAUCCCCUAAAAGGGUGGCCACAAAGUCCCUGUCUCGCCGCGGCACAACACAAACCCUUUCUAAAACCAGGACUGUUGGAGCUCAGUUCAAAUCAUCCCUUAAUCUUCUCAUGGACGCUUUAACCACUACUGUGCCCCAUUUCAUCAGAUGUAUUAAACCCAACGAUGAUAAGGAACCUUUUGGGUUUGUACCAACACGAGUUGUACAGCAGCUACGAGCCUGUGGUGUUAUAGAAACAGUCCGUAUCUCCGCUGCUGGAUACCCCUCUCGGUGGAGCUACAAGGAGUUUGAGUCCAGGUAUAGUCUCCUGGUCCACUCUCGGAGGGUACGCAAGGGGGAGACUAUGGAUAAUUGUAGGGUUGUCAUCAGCUCCAUUGUCAGUGACAAGGACAAGUAUCAGUUCGGAAAGACUAAGAUUUUCUUCAGAGCCGGUCAAGUGGCGUACUUUGAGAAGCUCAGGUCAGAGAGGCUGUUCAGUGCGUGUGUCAUGGUGCAGGCCCGAGUGCGGGGCUGGCUGGCUGCCAAACGGUACAAUUCAGUCAGAGUAGCCACUAUCGCAGUGCAGUGUAUGGUGAGGAGAACCCUGGCCAGAAGGAAGGUACAGAAAAUGAGAGAAAACAGAGCAAGUAUUGUGAUACAGAAACAUGUCCGAGGCUGGGUACAGAGGAUUAAAUACAGGAGACUCCUCGUGUCUAUCCUCUUCAUACAGUCUGCUCAUCGUGCUCAAGUCGCUUAUAAGAACUUCCUCACUGUUAAAUAUGAACACAAUGCUAAAAUUAUUCAGAAACACGUGCGUGGAUGGUUGGCACGCUGCGCGUACAAACAGCACAUGCGGAAGAUUAUCCAGAUCCAGAGCUGUGUCAGACGGCACCUUGCCAAGAAGAAACUCAAAGCACUCAAGGUUGAAGCGAGAUCAAUUGGGCACUUCAAGAAACUCAACGUCAAACUGGAAAAGAGGAUAUUUGAAAUGCAGAUGAAGAGUAAGGAUAUGGUAAAGGAACGAAAUUCCGUCCUGGAGGAAACCAAGCAGAACCUCGAGGAACUUGCAGCUGUUAAGAAGAAACUCGGCGAGGAAUCGAGAUCAAGAGAAGAGCUUGAGAAGGAACUGUCCACCACCACAGACGAGUUGAAGGAUAUUCGACAGAACUAUCUGGCUAUGAAACUUGAAAUAGCAAGGAGAACUCGAGAGGAAGAGGAUAUUGAAGAGUUGAAGGCUCGAAUACAAGAACUAGAGACUGAAGUCAAGCAAUCCAAGGAGGAGACUGUGUCCGAGAGGAACAAUGGAGAAGAGAGGUACGCGGCACUAGAACGCAGUAUGAACGCCCAGAUAGAAGUAGAGAGAGAGCACCACCAGAACAUGCUGAUAGAGAACGGUAACCUUCAGAGACAGCUCCAGGAACUUCAGGAGUUGACGCACGGACAAUGGCAAGACUCAUCAGAUGACCGGGAUGAUUUGAGUAGUGUGAUGAGUGAUGUUCCGCCGGACAGUGGGGUCCUCUCCUCUGGCAUCACCUCCCCAGCUGUAGGGUUCCCACCACAUGACCCCAGGGCUAGGGUAGCUGACUUAGAGAAUAUCAGAGAGAAGUUAGAGGAGCAACUUGCCACUGCCAAUAAGGAUAAACGGUAUAAAGAGCAGGGAGUCCAAGCAGCUGUGUUAGCUAAAGAUUCCCCCGCCCAAUGCACGGUAGAGAUGAAAGAAAGCAUCUCCCAGUACACCAGACUCACUCAAUCAGACGCGUCGACUCAGGCCUCACGCGUGAGACAUCACGUUGCCACGCAACACUACCCCGAGGCCCGUGACAACCACACUGAAACAUGUUAUUUGUUUGAGAACGAGAUGAUGGACGCGAGUGAUGACAGUGCGAUCGACGUGGACUCUGAUCACGGACUUAGUUUCUCAGAGGUAGCGAUCCAGCACGAACAAGACACUGUCUCCAAACAAUCCCAGAUACAGCCUGAAACACAAGACAACGACGCUCAAGCGGAGAUAGAAGAUCCUGAACUACCAGCUCUACAAGAUCACAUCUCAGAACUUGAGACACAACGCCGAGAUAUAGACAAGAUACUGUCUCAAUUCUACAUUCCAGUCCAGUACACAGACUUCAACCCAGAUGUGGAUAUGUUACGAAACUAUCUGAACAACAUGAUAUCUGUAGAGGGAACAAGAAACGUGGCCCUUUAUCCAGGAGAUGAGAAGUUAGCUGAGGAUAACGGGUAUAUGACGGCCGCUAACAACAGCCCAGUAUCCAUGAUGACACGAAGUGACACUGCCUGCAAUGAUGAUGAGACUGACAACUUCUCCAGUUUCGAGACUGAGUCCCUAGGUCGGAAUAUUACCUCCGAGAAGAUGGGCCAGGAGGAACUCAGGAUUAAGCUUGACCUUGCGUACAAGACUAUAGCAGAGCUGAAGGAGACAGGAGCUUCAACUGGAGCGCCUAUUGUGGUGAAUGGUGGUGAUAAGAUCUUCCCUGUGGAUGAAAACGAAAGAGCGCGACUUGAGGAGAUAAUAAUAGAGAAUGUUGAGCUGAAGGAAAACCUCGACAGAAUGACAGACGAUUUGAUGGAUGCUAUAGACGAGCAGACCUUGAUGAGAACGAAAUACGAGCAGAUGGAACUAAAGUUAUCUAAUGUUAAGGAUUCUCUUUUGAGAGAAAUCGUCAAUACUCGGAAUCCUAGGCAAGCACAAGACAAGAUUAGAUCUCAUCUAGAUUCUCUGAGAGUUGAGCUCUUUAGUGAUGUUGCCAAAUUCAAUAAGAAUAACAUCAAGACUGAAGAAGACGCUGUGCUGCAAAGCAAAGUGGAGACUUUGGCAGGAGAAAACAUCAAACUUCUUGACGAUAUAAACAGACUUCAGAACGCCAUACCUUUCAUAUCCGGAAAUACGGAGAAGAAGUUGGAGAAGAAGUUAACUCGUCAGGAGUCUCUCUCCACAAUCCGAUCAAGGAAACAGGAGUUCAAGGGCAUGUUUGCCUGCAAGAAGGGAGACGAUAGCAAGCUGGUCAAACGGCUCAUAACACAACUCAAAACAGAACAUGUCACAGGACCAGGCUGCAUGUCGGGGCUAACUGCACACAUCAUGUUCAUGUGUGUCAGAUACGCGGAUCAUUGUAAUGAUGAGGGCAGGAUACAGGAACUCCUUACUGCUAUUAUAUCAGGUAUAACGUCAGUAACGAGAAAACAGAGUAGAGACCCUGUUAUAUCUACGUUCUGGUUAACUAACUGUCUCACUUUGCUUCACGAUCUAACUCAGUUCUCGGGCGAGGAGUUGUACCACAACCGUCUGAGCCCUGCAAUGAGAGACUUUGCUCUGAAGAACUACGACCUGUCCGACUACAGGCCCCUCCUCUCGGACCAAUGUAUCAACAUCUACCACACCAUUGUGAAGACGGCUCAGGAUGAGCUGCAGCCCAUGUUGAUACCGGGCAUGUUGGAGCACGACUCUAUCCCUGGCAUGAACAGUAGCUUCUCUGGGGGUCGAAAACAAACAGACAAGGGGUGCGACACCGGAGUGAUAGUGAACAGGCUCCAAUUCUACCUACAGUUAUUAAGUUCUCAGAGCAUCAGCAUCAACAUCGUCCGGCAGUUCAUCGGCCAACUCCUCUACUUUAUCAACGCUACUCUUCUUAAUAAUUUGAUACUUAGGAAGGAUCUCUGCCAUUGGAGCAAAGGAAUUCAGAUCAGGUACAAUCUAUCUCAAGUAGAGCAGUGGGUCCGAGAACAAGGGUUAGAUCUGGACGACAGUGGGGUCCUGACCUACCUCUCGGAGAUCCGUCAAGCGUCCCAGCUCCUCCAGAUGAACAAGUCAAGCGGAGACAACGCGGCCGCCAUCGUGGAGACCUGCUACUCCCUCAACACCAUGCAGCUACAGAAACUGUUGAUGCUCUACUCACCUAGAUCUGAGUUUGAGGAGAGAGUCCCUCAGGAUGUUAUCAAGUACAUAUUGAACCACAAGCCGAUAGAAAAGAGCCAGAAACUAAUGAUGGAUCCAAACAAACUGCACGCGUUGAAGUUCUCAUACGAAACACGUGACAUAGACUUCACCAUAGUAACCUUACCCUCCGGGCUCAAAGUGGACUUUUUAGAGAAGUAUUGACGAGAUGGUUCUGUCGAGUGGUUUUAAUAGCUCUUCUAUGAGGGAUUUUGUUGUCGUGAUAGAGAGUAUUUGAGCGGGUUAAUGUUUCUACAAAAGUGACGAAUCGAAAGAAUUGCGUUUACGAUCAGACCGAGGUGUUGCCUGACUUUUAAGGAAUUCUGAUCUCAGCCCCAAAAGAAGUUUUUUGACCUUUUCAGUAGGAACUUUUGUUUGCUAAUACCGAUACCACGCAAACAUUUAUUUGUUAAUAAGUUGAAUGGGUGGGUAGAAUGAUAAUGUACUCAUAACUGGUUUAUGCGUAUAACGAUUAACGAAUUGUAGUGAAGAUUGUAAAAUAAACUUUUAUUUAGAUUAUUUGUACAUUUAGGUGACUGUAAAUGAUGAUUUAAGUUUGGCAAUUUGAUAAUAAAUGUUGCUGUUGAAGUAUUGAAUAUUGUAUUUCAAACGAUUGUGUUAAGCUCAAACUUUGAACUACCCCUUUUUCGCCAUAUAUAAGCUUAUAAGCGUAUACCGAUACAACAACGAAAUACUUUCGAUUUAUUUUUAGAGCCUGAAACUAAAAUCAUGGACAGAUGUAUAAUGUGAUUUCAGUCAAAUCUUCAAAAGUCGUCUCACUUUUUUUACGAAAAAAUUUGAUAUUUCUAAGAUUUUAGGUUGAACUGAUGUUUUAUAUUUUUUGGUUCGCCUACAAAUAAGUUGUAAGUUUUCAAUUACUAAAUAUUUCGAAUAGAGUUUUCUAAUGAGUAAAUUAGAUCUAGAAUUUCUUGUAAUCUUGAAUCUUGAGUGAAAUUGUAUCGCUUUAAAUGACCAUUUUUAUCACAUUUUAUUUGCAGAAUGGCUUUUUUUAUUGCUCAGAUAUCAUUACUCAAUUGUG
Molecule: messenger RNA, 6919 nt
Organism: Bolinopsis microptera
Lineage: Eukaryota; Metazoa; Ctenophora; Tentaculata; Lobata; Bolinopsidae
Product: unconventional myosin-Va-like
Exons: 35
Coding region: 85-6045 (1986 amino acids)
Biological process (GO): vesicle transport along actin filament; actin filament organization
Cellular component (GO): cytoplasm; myosin complex; vesicle
Molecular function (GO): actin filament binding; ATP binding; microfilament motor activity
Source: RefSeq, a predicted model, not a curated record